Homalodisca vitripennis (glassy-winged sharpshooter) is the source of this 742-nucleotide messenger RNA. Its product is annotated as NADH dehydrogenase [ubiquinone] 1 beta subcomplex subunit 5, mitochondrial-like. The record is from RefSeq and is a predicted model, not a curated record. The transcript is spliced from 4 exons. The coding region runs from base 68 to 601 and encodes 177 amino acids. NCBI's taxonomy places the organism in Eukaryota, Metazoa, Arthropoda, Insecta, Hemiptera, Cicadellidae.
AGUCUUGUUGAAUUGAUUUCACAAGUGAAAAAUCUAACUUUUUACGUGCCACCUAAUUUAAAACAAAAUGGUAGUUUGGAGUUCUUUUAGACUUUUGAACACGUUAGCAAGGAAAAAUGAAUUAAUGGUCCCUGUGGUAAAGAGAUACAUGGGAGGAGGCCAUGGCAACACAAUGAACAUUGAAGUGUCAAGAUGGCAGUGGCACAAGUUUAAAGAUUUAUUUCACUAUUAUGUCUUGGUUGGGGCCAUCCCUCUGUCCCUCAUCUGCUUCUAUGUCAACAUCUUCAUUGGGCCUGCAAAACUUGCGGAAAUACCGGAAGGAUACACUCCUAAACAUUGGGAAUACCACAGACAUCCCAUAACAAGAUUUAUUGCUCAAUAUCUGCAACCAAGCUUCCAACAAGAGUAUGAGAAGUACUUGCAUCACCUCUAUGAAGACGAUGAAGCAGCUAAAAUGAGGUUAGUUGCGAAGGCGAUCAAGGAGAAAAUGGCUGAGAGACACGACUAUCAAGCCUACUACUAUCGUCCAGUUACUGCUAAGUACUUCCGAGAAACAAAGGCUAUCACAGAGAGAACAAAGGAAAUUAUGGGAGAGAAUUAGAAGGAUCUUUGAAAUUUGAUAAGAUAGUGAAUAUAAAAUAUCUCUUAUGUCUUGUCUAACAAAUAGUUACAUUUUUAAGGAUGUAUAAAUAAAACUGGCAGAUUAUUGUAAGAAUAAUAAACAAUGUUGUUGAAUAAAUAA